AUGAUUGCGAUUAGAGAAGUAAUCUUCCAUGCUCUCAAGCGGAAACUCAAACUAGUAUUCGGUGAUUCUCUCAUUUUGAUGAGAGGAAUGCAGAUGUUUUCGAUCAAAAUAGCAUCGGGACUAUCCGAAAACUGCCACUUUGAAAUAUUCAAUAUGAAAUUUGGUAUAUAUCCACUAGGUUUUUUCCAUUCAAGUGGAACUUCCAUUUUAUCACUGCAAUGUUCAAAAUUACACCUCACAUUAAAGCAUAUCGAUCUUAAAAACAAACAAAAAUCACGCCAAUCACUAGAAAAAUACGUAAUUCAAACAUUUGGAAAAUUGAUCGCGACAAUUCUGUUUAAAUCCAUGAAUCUUGACUUGAACAAUGCUUUUAUAUCAGUUAAUGGCUUCAAAUUCUCAUUUACACAGCUUAAAAUGUUUUACAGACGCGAUAAUAACAAUUUGGAUUUUCACUUCUUAUUAAAUGAGUGCAUUUUCAAUCUAAACAUUCCUUCACUUAGAAUACCUUCUGUAGAAUUCAAUUUAAGUGCUACUGUCGAUGUUAUUCCUCAUUUAAUGAAAAAUAUUCUGAAUUUUGCGAUCUCUUUGAAUUCCUUAAAUAUGCAAUACGAAAAGGCCAAAAUACAUGUUUUCCCUAUUUCCUGUACAUUCCAUGCUAAAAAUGAUGAAUUUGCCGUCGGAACAAUCAAAUUUGAGCCAAUUGACAUAUUCGUACCAUUAUUUGACUUACUAACAACAAAUCUCAGUUUCACUGCUGAAGAGAUUUUCCUUUCAAAUCAAAGAAUUAAAGCAAAUCGAAUUAAUCUCAUCAGAAUGAACAGAAACGUACUUUCAAUACCUUCUUUCUUAAUGAAAGGCACAAACAUAACUCUUGGAAAGAUAGAUUGUACUGUUUCAACGCCUAUGAUGAUUGAUGUCGGAUUAUUGGCAAGAUUCUGCAUAGAAAAGCUUACACUCAAACCUAGAGAUGAUAUACAUGACAAAUUUGCGUUAUUUAGAGAAAUUACUGCAACUUCUCCAUCCGGAAUUCUUAAAUUUGAAUUAUCUGACACACACGUUCAUAAAUUUGCAUUAACGAAGAUAGAUUUCAAGGAUAUGGUUGUUAGCGCAAAGAAUGUUGUCGGAGAUAUUAUUUUUGUCAAUCAAAUUGUUCCAUUUUGCAUUGGUAACAAAAUUUCAAUGAGAAUCGAGCCACCGAGAAUGGAUGUCAAAGCAGGAUACAUUGAACUCAUUUUAUCUGAUGAUUUCGCUGAAACAACUUACUUCCAAGAAUUAUUCGGAAUAUUUAGGUUCCUUCAGUCACAUUUCAGAGGUGGAACAUGGAAUACAAGGACACAGCUACCUCCUACAAGGUUUAUUUUCUCUCUAGAACUCGCUUCUGGCCUUGUAAGAUACACACGACCACAAUUAACCAUAGAAAUACAAAAAGCGAACGAAGCAAUGGCUGCUGCUCAAGAGGACCUUAGAUUGAGACAAGAGAAAGCCCUCCAAAUCAUUCAAUCAACAAAUCCAAAUAAAUUUAACCGGGAAAAGUUCGAUUACGAGUCGAAACAAUUAUUCCUGAAGCUCUACAAAGGCUUACUGAAAGAGAUUGAUAACCAUGUUGAAACAGAUUGGUUCACAGUCGAAAUUAAGAACCUUGAAUGCGGAAUUAACGGUUUUUCAAUACCAAACCGCAAAGCAGCGCUCGACAAAAUCAAAAAUAUAUGCAAUGAAGUGACCGACGACAUAAUUGGUCAAAUAAGUGGAGCGCCAUAUUACGGUUCCUGCGAGUAUUUAGCAUGGAAGAUACCAGAAUUCGGUGUUGUAUACAGUGGAAGUAACUUGGAGUCGAAAGGCCAUUUCUUUUCCGCAUAUCAUAAUUCUACAAAAGCAAAUGAGUUCUUUUUGUUCAAGAUAUCAUGCGACGAAGGUCAAGAAGAGUUCCAAAUACCAAUGAUAUCCUCAAGAAAUGUAGUUUUCCUUGAUGUUAGCCUUCAAGCAAGUAAAAUUUACGGACAUUGGGGAUUGGCUUUCAUCCAAUGGUGUCAGGACUUCAAACUUGCAUCCAGGAUAUUCAGACAGAGACACUACAAGUUCAAAUGGCUUCAGUUCAUCGACCACACGAGAUUUAGAACGAGAUGGAAGUUCGAUUUGAAGUCGAAAGACAUUUCUUAUGGUUUCAAUGAUCCCGUUGAUCCAUUUGGAGAACCUCUUUACAUACUAACUUACCAUAAUUGUUCGAUUUCCUUUGAUGGCGACAAAUACUCUUUGACAGGAAGCGAUUUCGUCAUCUAUUUCACAAACCAGAGCGGACAACAUGCAUUUUGCACCUUGUUCCAGCCCCGUGCAAAAAUUAGAUGGGGAACUCAUAACGCAAAUAUGCCAAAAGAUGAGCGUAGACCCAUCUUUAUCCCCAUAGAUUCAUCAAUGAUGACCGAUCCCGACUACGAUCCGUACGAAAAGUGGAGAACUGACAAGUUUUCGAUUCAUGUCACCGAGACAUUUAGCGACCAAUUUGGAAUUGUUGACUUAGACCAAUUGCAAAUUGUUUUAGAUCGAGUUGCUCCAAGAAUGACUCUCGAAAAGUUCGUAAAACCUCCACUUUUUGUCAUCAGAUUUGUUCCAUUUCCUUUAUACGGCUUUACUGAUGCCAAUAUCACACUUCCACCACUUCUCAUGAGAAUGAUGAAUGGUUCUCUUAUCUUUAAUAUUGUUGAUGACCCUCUCCAAGUCUUCUACAACGAAAGUUUGCCGAGAUCUAUGUCAAUUACAUCGAAUGACUUGACAUUGAUAUGCACUUACAACAUGAGAACCAUUCUCUCCAUGAAUAUGAAAGGUCUCCAGGUCGAAAGGAACAAAGGAAUCAUGCAAGUCAACAUGAAAGAGAAUAUUACGAAAUUAAAUCUCGACCAACUCUUCCAAUUGAAGCGGAUUCCACUUAAACUUCAUCCAAAGAAGGGAAUAAGUAAUCUCCAGAGCAUGAACUCCGUUGAAGAACUCUUCCAUUACUUCAAUCAAACAAUUAUGACUGUUUCUGUUCAAAAAAUUGAUUUUAGAAUCAAUUACAGCAACGAACAGAUACUUUCCAUAUUGAUUUCAUUGUUGAUAAUCGAGAAGAGAAUCAACGAAGCCAAUUUGGCGAUGAUGACUUAUGCAUUUACUGAAUGUCUCAUCAGAGCACCGCCAAACAUCAAUCUUGUCAGCCUAAAAGAGCCACAAUUAUGCACAGCGAUGGCUUCCAAUAGAGCAAUCAUCGCUUCUACGAUAAAUGCUGUUGAUUUAAGUAUAUCUCAAGAAGAUAUCGAAUUUUACAAGCCGAUAAUCAAGAGAAUCCGUCAGUACUUCACUCAUUUGGACUUCAACAACACAACAGAAGACGAAAAUGCCAAAGAUAUGGAAAAACCAAAGAUAGAAUUCAUGAUUUUACUAACUUUGGAAUGUUUGAACGUAGAACUCCUCAAACAGACGAGAAAUCCAUUAAUAACUGCCAAAUUACAAGGCAUUUGCUUUGAUGCAAAGAGAAUUGAAGAUAUGAGUGAGGCAAUUAAAAUUUCUUUCCGUAAAAUCGAAGCUGAAAGGAACGACGCCAUCGAUGUCUUCCAUAACAUCUUCAAAUCGAAUGAAGGCAGCCAACCAAUAUUUAAUUUUGUUUUGAAUCAGACGAGACCAUUAAUGAGGUGUCCUGUUUUCGACAGAAUUGAUGUUACAUUGGCUCCGUUCUUGAUUUCCAUUGACAUUGCUUUCUUCAUGGAAAUUGUUGAGUUCUUUAAAUCAACAGAUGAAAUGCAUGUCUUGGAAUUCGAUGAAGAAGAGAUCGAAUCAACACAACCUGUUGAGUUACAGAAAGUUGAUACACAACAGAAUGAUUCGAACUUGUUCUUCUGCAGGAUGUUUAGAUUCAAUCCAAUCGAUGCUUCGUUGAAUAUAAGAUUCCCAAGAGAGUCUGUUUUCGCUGAAUUUACAAACAGACCUUUCGUGUUUAAUGGUUUGUUCUUGGAGGAUAUCUUCGGAACUAAGCAACAGAUCAUUGCUUUAUUGAAGAAGAACUUGAAAUGGACUGUGAUCAAAGCACUUCCAAAAUUGAUUUUUAAGAAAUCUAAGGAAUAA
Messenger RNA from Trichomonas vaginalis G3, 4089 nucleotides. RefSeq lists its product as uncharacterized. Lineage: Eukaryota; Parabasalia; Trichomonadida; Trichomonadidae. The transcript has a single exon. The record is from RefSeq and is a predicted model, not a curated record. Bases 1 to 4089 code for a protein of 1362 amino acids.